Messenger RNA from Larimichthys crocea (large yellow croaker), 3240 nucleotides. RefSeq names its product family with sequence similarity 124B (gene fam124b). Gene Ontology annotation, cellular component: nucleoplasm. The coding region runs from base 363 to 2051 and encodes 562 amino acids. The transcript has 7 exons. The record is from RefSeq and is a predicted model, not a curated record. Lineage: Eukaryota; Metazoa; Chordata; Actinopteri; Sciaenidae.
UGCUCCAUGUUAUUAUAGGCGGCUUUAGAUUUAAAGCAGCAUAACUUCUGCUGCUCCCUUUCGCCCGGUCGACUUUAGUUCACUUCCUAACUAUUGUGCAGCAUGCAUUUGGUCUCUACUUGAACGAGGAGCACUGUCAUUUGUACUUAUUUCUUACAUGGUGCUAAAAUUAUCCGGAGCUCAUAUUUUUAACAUAACGGUGUAUGGUUGCCUGGUGACGUCAGCGUCCCAGCAAGAGUCCCAUUUUUCUUGCGGGGCAGGCUGUGGAAAGAAAUCAAACAGGAUGCUGUUCACUCUCAUUACGGACUGCUGCAAACACAGCUUCAGUUCUCACGACCUGAUGUGAAAGGUGUAGCGGGCUGAUGUUUCGAAGAGCGGCGGUGUUAAAGAGAGCCGACGAUGAAAACGCGGACUCCGGAGCUGAAACUGCCGAAUCUGACUGCAGCAGGAUGUCAUCGUCUGCCAUUGAGCUCAUGACCAGCCGAGCCAGGCAGCAGCAGCGGCAGCAGCAGCAGCUCCUGUUAAUGAACUUGCAUCUGCUGUCCAACCCUGGAGACUCGCUGCUGCUGCAGCACACCCUGGAUCGCCUCCUCCGCUGGCUCUGCCCAAGCCUCCGCAUCUUCCACGUGUCUGAGAGAGCGUCCCCGUUCAGAAGUUACACUCGCCUCUGUCCUGUGGCAGGCUACCCUUCUCUGGCCAUCACAUUCUUUCUCCAUGAGGCAUAUGGAGAGGAGCGAAUCCUCAAAGUGCUGGACUUCUUUCAACGUCCACCUUGGCAGUACCACCACACCGAGAGCUGUGGGAGACGAACUGGAGGAAUCCACAUCACCUCCAGCAGCUCCCCAGCCAAUGCCCUGAUGCGGCCCUACCUCCUGCCCAGCAGAGACUUUUAUAGUUUGGGGGCUGGGAUGCCCGUGUGGGGGGUUCGACCAGUGCACUGUGGAGGAGAAAUACUACGUGUGACACUGUAUAGUGGAUAUGACAACUAUGAGGAUGCAGUGCGACUCUAUGAGACAGUGCUGCAGCGACAGGCAGAGGAGCAAAAGACAGGCUUCUGCUGGUUCACUCUCCACACUGAGCCCGGCCUGUGCCUGCAGCUGGCUUUAAAACAGUUGUCACCAGGGGUUCGGGUGGAGCCAUGUAACUCUGCCGUGCUGCAGUUCAGUGUGGAAGAAAUCGGGCAACUAGUCCCUCUGUUGCCCAACCCCUGUACCCCCAUCAGCACUACACGCUGGCAGACAGAAGACCUGGAUGGCAACAAAGUUCUCUUCCAGGUGAAAACCCCAGCUCAACCUCAGCGACCUCUGACCUGUGCUUUCCCCCUGACAUGCCCCAGCGUGUCCCCUCGAGGAAUGCAGCUCAGGAGCUCAGGACAGGGCCACAGCCUGUCACCAUGCAGCCUCACGACACCACUACCCUGGCAAACACACAGACAGGCAGGCCACAGACCGCGUAGUGACCCUGUCCUCGAGAAGCUUCAUGGAGGAAGUGGUGGAGCAGAGAGCCUGGGGUCAGGAAGCUGCUGCAGCACCCCUCCAGGCAGCUCCUGUUAUUCAUCCCAGCGCAGCAGCCCUGCACCGCUCUCAACCACCAAUCAUCCUGACUCUCCUCUGCGUCCAUCCAUCACCCGUUCUCUCUCCCAUCUCCUUCUGGAAGAGGACGAGGAGGAGCCAGAGACCAACGUGGAUACAGGAGUCCCCGUCUCACUUCACGCUGACGCAGCAGUCAAAACAAUCACUCGCUCCUCCUCAAUGGAUCUUUUGAUGAAUCUCCGCUCUGAGAGACCUGCAGCUGUCGGGGCUUCAGCUGCUGAGAGUCUGGCCAAGGAGCUGAUUGAAUGUCUGCCACGGACACACAUGCACCCUCAGGGCCCUUCCAUGAUGUGGAGCUCCGCUGGUUGUACAGAUGCAGUCAGAAAGGGCUGCGACAGCAGGACUGUGGGAGCAGGACAAAGCCCCUCCAGAGGGCCCGUGGUGGAGAACAGGACUACUGCUGAGCUGCUGUCAGCGUGCACAAACAAUGAAGAGCAUGUCGAUGAGUUCUUCAUCUAAAUUCCUGCCGCUUCGCCACAUGCUGUGAUAAUAAUCGCAGUGCAAUUAAAAACAUAAAGAGGUUGGACGAGAUAAGAACCCUUUUAAAGAAGAUCUGAAGUCAUGCGGGACAGAAAAAAACCCAAAGUUCAGCUGCAGGUGACACUUUCCGCUCAGUUUGACUUGUCCCAUUAAUUUUCACGACAUAGAGUAAUUAUCAAACUCUAACAGACCUCCCAGCGGACUGGUACAAAGUGAAUGAUAUUUGAAGACUGUGCAGGUAAUAAUAAUAUUGUCAAAUGUCUAAAUCACUUUUAUAUUUAGAUCCAACUAAUGAUUUGUGCAGCUAUUGUGCUAAAAUGUAGCCCUGUGAACAGCAAAACAUGUCUCUGUGUUCAAUGUUAACUGUCAGGGUACUAAUGCCACUCUAGGUUUCUGUGCAACCCCUCAGCCGGGCAAGUAAUGUCUUAUUCUUUGAUUGCCUUUGAAACAGAUGAAGAUGAUCUCAGCGUGAAGUCGCUCUUUGAUGUCUUUGUUGAUCGUUAUUAGAAAUCUGAUUUAGUCUGAUUGCUCUCCACAGUGCAGCACUGUCAAGUCCUGAAACCAGUAGAACGUGUAGCCUAGUGGCUUUUGAUUACAUUUGUUUAAAUGCACUUCAGAUGAUUCUUGCUCUAGCGUAUGUGUUCAAAUGUAUUGUGGACUAGAUCUGGUCAAAUUUGAUCACAUUAUUUUCAUCAGAGGCUGAAUUUGGACUGAAAAUGAUGUGUGUAAUAUAUAUGUCUUAAUAUUAAUCUGACCAUUAGUAUGUGAGGUGUCUGAAACAGCCCAAAUGUGUCCACAAAUGUUAAUUACUGUAAGGCCACAGUAAGCUGGGGAUCAGCAGACAGAUUAACUUAAGUGAAAACUUAGCCGAUACAUUGUGUAUUCCAACAGAUGGUCGUCACAUCCACAACAUUUUUGCACAGUGCUCAUCAUGAAGGACCUGGUAUUCACUUGUGCUUUAUGGCCAGUGUUUGAUCAAAUGCAUAGAAUAUGUUAUACUAUACGUUGCUCAUGUGGCAGUGCAGGGCAGCUCGUAGGUGUGAACUGUUUACUAAUAAUGGGAGUUACUGGAAAGAAGCAGGCGUCAGCUCAGUGUCCAACAUGUUCAGUGAUGCAGAGAGAUGUCUGAAGGUGUAGUAUUAAAAGACACAUGAAUAAAACAGCUUUC